Messenger RNA from Brassica napus (rape), 711 nucleotides. RefSeq lists its product as uncharacterized. The record is from RefSeq and is a predicted model, not a curated record. The transcript is spliced from 2 exons. Bases 1 to 711 code for a protein of 236 amino acids. NCBI's taxonomy places the organism in Eukaryota, Viridiplantae, Streptophyta, Magnoliopsida, Brassicales, Brassicaceae.
AUGUCUUCCUCAUCAAGUGAUGAAGUAGAUGAGUAUUUAGAAGAAAUGGUCGACGAAGUUGUUGAUAAUUUCAUCGAUUCAGUAGUUGAUGGUCAAGCUAACAACCCGAAGAGACGAGCUUAUAUCGAAAGAAAUCGGGAACGCGGACACAGUCAACUAUUGACCGACUAUUUCAACGAAAAUCCCACAUACCCACCGGAAAUGUUUAGGAGGCGUUUUCGAAUGAACAAGUCAUUGUUCCUUCGCAUUGUCGAUCGCCUAAGUACUGAAGUGCCAUACUUUCAGCAAAGAAAAAAUGCUCACGGAAGGUUCGGGCUAUCUGCACUUCAAAAGUGUACGGCAGCUAUACGUAUGCUGGCAUACGGUCAAUCGGGAGAUACAUAUGACGAGUAUCUCCGACUUGGUGAAAGUACGGCACGUUUAUGUUUGGAAAAUUUCACUGCUGGGAUAAUACAAUUGUUUGGACCGGAGUAUUUACGAAGACCUAAUGAGGAUGAUCUUCAACGAUUACUCGAUAUUGGAGAGGUACGGGGGUUCCCAGGGAUGAUUGGCAGCAUCGACUCAAAAUCCAUUUCCAGUGAUGCGUGGCUUGAGGAUUUUUGUGUGGUUGUUGGCCGUGACAGCAAACCUUCAGCAUUUGGUCUCAAUUUUUAUAGCUCAAUCUUGGGGAUACGCUUGGUCAUGCUCUGGUCGAAGGAGGAAGUGAGAUAA